Messenger RNA from Daldinia caldariorum, 1494 nucleotides. RefSeq lists its product as uncharacterized. Lineage: Eukaryota; Fungi; Ascomycota; Sordariomycetes; Xylariales; Hypoxylaceae. The transcript has a single exon. The coding region runs from base 17 to 1177 and encodes 386 amino acids. The record is from RefSeq and is a predicted model, not a curated record.
AGAUAGAACCCUCACCAUGUCAGCAACCGAAGGAGCAAACGUCUCUUGGAUAGAGAGCACAAUAUAUUCCAACCGGUUCACAUCGACGCGUUUAGCAAAACACACCAUUCAAGAUCAUAGAGGUUACUUUCCAAAAGAGCCAUAUAAAGACGCCUCAUUCAAAAUAGUCGUACGAGUUCUCUCGAUACCUGCUCCGUUUCUUCGACUCCCGGUCCCAUUAUCAUAUUUCGACGAGGCAAGAAUCAUGGCCGGGCCAAGCUUAAAAACACCGCUCCCCCAUACGGGGAUCAUCAAAGUGUACUCGGCAAAGGACGACAGUCACCUAGACGGGACGAAUCCGCGGCAUAUCCACCUGCACAAGAAGAUUCCGUCAGGGGCAACCGUGUGCUGCCACCCUUUCACCGCCGGCGGUAUCGUCCGGAGUUCUAUCGACGCUCUGCACUUCCUGACUUCCGAUCGGUUCGUGCCGCCAAACGUAGAUCCCCACACGGACACGGACGAUAAAGCCUGCGCUUGCGUCGGGUAUGUCCGGUGCGUAUAUCGGAAACUUCACUUCGCUCUGGUGUCCAUCAAGGUCGCCGUGGAGGACAACAAAACAGUCGAGCAGGCAAGUGGGAGCCGCGGUGUGCCCGCUUCAAUGUCCCCGGUGGACGACGUGGUCAUGGAUCCUAUUAUGAUCAGGGAUCUCCACAGACGGCAUGAUGCCAAUGGUCUGGCUCUCCUCGCUCGUACGCGGCACAACAAAGUCAUCAGGGGACGCAUUACGGUCCUGCCGCACAAAGCAGUAGACCCAUCACGUCAUCUAGGCACCAGGCUCGUGCUCGCACAAUUCGAUCCCGCCCUCGGCUGUAUGGACGUAGGCAUGUGGGUGUAUGCCAAGCAGCCAGAAGUCGAGAAGCGGGAAGGCCCGACGGGCGGGAGCCUCGCGGGGCCGGACAACACGCCGCGGAACUGUCCUCAGGUUUCCGAUUCCCGCUGCGAUUCCCCGUGUUACAACCUGCAUUAUGUUCCGCUCCUGUUGGUGGGACACGUCGUGGAGAUCUGCGGCCGCGGCCCAGAUGGACGUGUGGAGGUGGCGAUUCAGUGUGCUCACGAGGUGCUGAGUAAGAUCUCUGCCAUGCGAGACCGUCUAAGUGGUAGCUACUGCAGCAGAUGCCCGCCACUCGUAUGUGCCUAAAGUGCCUAAUACAUAAAAGCAAGGGAAAUGAGGUUGGUUGGUUGGGUAAUUUUAAGUGGGUUGGGGUGGUAAAACUCAGCCGUAGAACCUGCAUUUGGAGGCAGAGACGUACUUGGACGCUGACGUAUCUCGUAAUGUAUAAUAGAUAGGGGACUGGUGCUGUAUAUGGUAACUCUGCAUUGUUGGGCAACAAUGCAUUUAACAGGUACCCCUAACCUAGGUACUUAUACCUAAGGCAGGCUUACCUGCGUGAGACUUCAGUGGACCUAUCACAAUAAGUAAUCUCUUGCAAGUAAGGCAAUAGCGCUCAAUGGAAC